AUGGAGAUGCGGGGCGAAGCGAGAGAAGUGUCGACAUCAUGUGCAGAGUACAGAUGCGGGAAGCCGUACAAUAUCAGUCAGCAAAAAGAUGCAGGAACCGCUGAACAUCGCAUCGCAGGGGGUACGGACGCUCUGCCUGGACAGUGGCCAUGGGUAGUCGCACUGUACAAGAAGGCACGGCUAAUCUGCGCCGGUAGUUUAAUUGAAGACAAUUUCGUUUUAACAGCCGCACAUUGCGUCUACUCGAAUCAAAACCCGUCGAUUUACACCGUUCUGGUCGGUUCAACACAUUUGCGUAACGCGAGCCGCGUCGACAUUGUCAAGAUAUAUGUUCAUCCGUUGUUCAACAAAGUCAUGCCCAGAGCGUACGACGUGGCGCUUUUGAAGCUCUCAGAAAAUCUGGAUAUGGGUCCUAACGUAGGACUACUUUGCCUACCAGUAGCUCCCCCGACAAACAUGGAGAAAUGCACGGUGGUCGGGUGGGGGUACUUGAGUGAAGAUGGAAUUCCUUCAGAUAGCCUGCAGGAGAUUCAAGUUCCGGUCGUGCCCAACGUCGUUUGCAAUGACAUUUAUCACUACGCGGGAAUGGUUCACAGAACAAUGCUUUGCGCAGGCUACGACGAAGGUAUCAAAGAUGCGUGUCAGGCAAUGCAUGUUGGAAUGUUUCAGGGCGAUUCUGGUGGCCCUCUUGCUUGUUUGUAUAAUGACACGUGGUAUUCGCAAGGAGUCGUCAGUUGGGGCUAUGGCUGUGCUCGACCGAUGCGCCUUGGAGUUUAUGCCAGAACCUUGGCCAUGAAAACAUGGAUUCAGUCAACGGUGACCAACCGACGACGUCAUUGA
Soboliphyme baturini is the source of this 840-nucleotide messenger RNA. Lineage: Eukaryota; Metazoa; Nematoda; Enoplea; Dioctophymatida; Soboliphymatidae. The record is from the annotation of a GenBank genome assembly.